Alternaria atra is the source of this 2013-nucleotide messenger RNA. RefSeq lists its product as uncharacterized. The transcript has a single exon. The record is from RefSeq and is a predicted model, not a curated record. Bases 1 to 2013 code for a protein of 670 amino acids. NCBI's taxonomy places the organism in Eukaryota, Fungi, Ascomycota, Dothideomycetes, Pleosporales, Pleosporaceae.
AUGGACCGCAAUCGCACAGUCAGUGGCGGGCACUCCGACAAUGCGCCGUUGAUGAGUUCAGCCGAGCCGCCAGGUUACGAUGGUGGAGACGUAUCGAUGCAACACGUUGACGAUACAUCGUACUCACCACAGAUGGUACUGUCGCCUGAGAUCAUGGACUCCAAGGGCGGUGUCUACACAACUUUGAAUACCCCCAGCUCGACAUUCGACGUGGAAGACGGAACUCAUCACCACAAAAAUCACAAACAAAUCAAGCGUUUCGACCACCACGAAGCACGGAAGACACUACUGAAGACUGGAGCAAUGAAGCUCCUUGUAACACUGUUCUUCAGUGCAGCGAUCUGUGUCACACUCAAAUCGUGGGAAGGAUUCCGCGACCGCAUUGUCCUUUCCAAUCUCGAUGUCAGAAUCUUCAACUCACUCACGAUCGGUCUUUCGCUGUGUCUGGGUCUGAACAUCUUGGCUUCGUUGAAACACUAUGCAUCCGUGUUUCGAUGGUCUUUUCUUACUAGACGAUAUGUUAGUCUAGAAGUAUUCGACCUCAUCCUACACCUGAGCUCGCUUGCCAAGGUGACGAAGCUGAUGAUCAUCUCCUCACCUGGGUUUCGAGGCAAGACGUGGCUACGGAAGUUUAGCUGGUUCAAGGACGUUAGAGACGAUGGAACCAAGUGGAUGUGGCUUGCGUGUCUAGCUUGGCUGUCUCUCAACAUCGGCUCUCAAAUCUUGGUUGCAUUACUCAGUCUGUUCUGGCCAAUGGAGAAUUCGGAAAUCCCGCUCUUUUCCAAAGGGAACGUAACUGUAGCCGACAUGAACACUUGGUACAUUGGCGCUACCCCACCCGACAUCUCGGAUGACUAUUCCAGCGAGAGCGAGCUCGAGGCGGCUUGGAUGUACGGCACGGAGGCCAUGACUUACCCCAACUUCACCUUCACAACCCCCGAGGCUAUGGUGACUGAUCUAUCCGGCUUACCAGGCACACCCAUCUACAAAGGCGACAACGCCUGGCAUUAUCGCUUCUUCAACCGCGAGCCAACGCAUCCGUGGAUCAAUUACGCAGCCAGCUCCCGCAAUAUUACCGUGCGGGCGACCUGCGAACAACUUGACUUGAAGGAUGGCAAGGUUUAUGAUGUAGGUGAUGAUCCUUUGUACAUCAUGGCAAAAAAGCAAGGCGAAACAGAAUUUGUCAGAUACAACGUUACCGAACAAGCUAGUGGAUCUGUCACCUGGAUGGCAUCAGUGUAUGAGAACUGUGGUACGAGAUGUACAAAUUUCACCGUCAUGCAACUGCCAGACAGCCGUCGUGUAAACAACACGUCGCUAUUCCUCUGCAACAAUACCCUCGAAGAAGUGGUAUCUGGCCACGCCAAAAACGAUAUCGUACUGCGCGACCGCAAGGAUACGGAUGCAGUCUGGGGUAGCUCUGACUUUGCUCGUAUAGCGGCUGGGGCAAUCGGCUGGACAGGCAUUCCCUGGAAUGGCUGGGAAGACCGACAAACACGAUCCUACAGCCAGGGCUCCAAAUUGUCACCAGCACACGAGAUCGCCAAGGAGGAGGUUGAGGAAUUGCUAAUGCGCUUCACGAUCGGUGCCGUAGCCGCGUUCGACGACCACGGCAUCCGCUAUAAUGUCACCGGCCAAACAGUCGUUCCCUCGCAAGGUCAACAACUCAACGUAGAUUGGUCGUACAUUUUUAGCAUUCUAGGCGGAAUAUGCUUCAUCCAAUUCCUGGCACUCUGUCUGUUGGGUAUCUUUGCAAACCGCACGAUUGUGCGUGAUGAGAGUUUCUUUAGUAUGGCUAUGUUGUUGAACCCCGUUGUGAGCCGCAUCAAUGGCGAGUCGGCUAUGGUUAUGAGUGGGGAUGAGAUUAAAGAUGCCAGGGCGCUUAGGUUCAAGAAGAUCAAGUAUGACUACCAUGAGGGAGGAAAGGGGGAGCCGAAUCGCGUCGCUAUCUUCUUUGAGGGUGAGGAUCGCAGGGAGAGUCGGAAGAGUUGGGCGGCGGGGAGUUACAGUUAG